Messenger RNA from Aspergillus fijiensis CBS 313.89, 790 nucleotides. RefSeq lists its product as uncharacterized. Lineage: Eukaryota; Fungi; Ascomycota; Eurotiomycetes; Eurotiales; Aspergillaceae. Bases 373 to 687 code for a protein of 104 amino acids. The record is from RefSeq and is a predicted model, not a curated record. The transcript is spliced from 2 exons.
CUCCCGAUCCCUCCCGACCAGUCAGGUUGAUAGUGAUCUUGAAAGCACUCCGUCUCCUACGACUGGUCUAUAUUAGACUCCUAGGAGGCUAGUACUACACUACCACUACUACCCUACCCUGGUCAUUCUGCACUUCCCCGGGUUUGCGGACUACAUCGGCCCGGAUAGGAAUGUCUUCCCUUGGCACAACUCGGCUUGAGGAUUCAAAGGACACGAGGGGUACGAAGAUUUCUUCCCGAGUACGGCCUACUCGUAUGUUCAUGGAAUGAUGAGGAUGAUUUUUGACUAGUGGUGAGAGGGAGGAGUGGAAUGUCAUCAUCAUCAUCAGACAGUUGGGCGGUAGUUAGUCGUUCGAUCAAACAUCACAUCGUCAUGCCGCUGGGGAAAACGAGGAGGAAAGACCCACCGCUGCCGGUGUCAGUCUGGCUGAGAACUACACACACACUACACAACUUCCUUUACACUUACGUCGUAGUCUCGGUCUUCUCGGUCUCCCCCACCCACCUAGUGACGUUAUUCUCUCCUCCACCUCGUCUUUCCAAUUGCUGGCUCCAUGUUGAAUUCGGCCCUCAUCGACUCGGUCCAAUUCCAUCUUCCAAAACUCGAAGACAAUCCAUGUGGGUCUUUAUACACUUAUUGUCUCCCCCAGCUUUCUCGAUCCUUCUCGAUUUCUCGCUUCAUACAUGAGAAUAGAAAGGAAAAGGCACACCAAAUUUACACACCAAUGGCUUCAUCGCCGUUUCCCGCCCGGCCCAAUCGAGUUUUUCCCUCACUUUCCACCCAUUUCCAU